Molecule: messenger RNA, 756 nt
Organism: Sungouiella intermedia
Lineage: Eukaryota; Fungi; Ascomycota; Pichiomycetes; Serinales; Metschnikowiaceae
Source: the annotation of a GenBank genome assembly
AUGAACUUUCUAACUGGACACAACUACGUAGCUUACACAGCGUACCAACUACCGACAUUUACAGAAGCUCAUCGUGAGUCCAUAGCUGCCAAUGUCGCCAAAUACAUCUAUCUUAAGUACACGUCCACUACCACCGAUUUGAUUCCUCGAUAUCUGUCUGUGGACGACGUUGUGGUGUCGGUGAACUCUGCUAUCAUCUCCGAAAACGAUUUGGAGAUCUCUUAUUUGACCAUUGAUCAUUCUAUGACCCAAAUAGCUGCAUUUAUUCGCGUGCAUAAUAAGGUAACAUUACUUGUGGAUCUGCCACUGCCACUUUUUCUAAUUCAGAUGCUUGAGGCGCUCGACUUUGAUACUCCGCUCAUCCUACAGGCUCGUCCAAUCAUCAGUGACACAAUUUGCUUAGUGGGCAACAGUUUAGAGCCAAUAGUGCGUGGAGAAGCCACCCUUUUGGGUGAAAUCAAUAUGACAUUCAUUCCAAACGAAAAGCUCACCAAUGAUUCCCUCCGAGAGAUAAUUGUGAAUGUUCCUAGAAAAGAUUCGAGACGAAUAGUUGAAAAAAGUACCAAGCCUCCAAUGGAUGCGGUUCUAGAAUGGUUAGAAAAAACAACCACAUUGAAGCUUUGGAACAUGAAGGCUACAAGUUUGGAUUGUGAUUUGGUGAAGAUCACAUCGAACCACAAGAUUGCAUUCAAGGAUACAACUUUCACUAACACAACGAUGCUGGCCCUAUUGGUGCAUGUAUGUGGCGCUUUAUAG